Molecule: messenger RNA, 666 nt
Organism: Talaromyces marneffei
Lineage: Eukaryota; Fungi; Ascomycota; Eurotiomycetes; Eurotiales; Trichocomaceae
Exons: 4
Coding region: 1-666 (221 amino acids)
Biological process (GO): mycotoxin biosynthetic process
Source: RefSeq, a predicted model, not a curated record
AUGUCGGCAAAGACUGAAUACCAGCCUGUCGACCGGUCCGCUGAUGAGGUAGAGGAAGACACCGGUCUGCUUCGCAACUAUGUCAGGAGCUCAGGAGACAAACGAUGGGAGAAACUCAUUUGGAUUGGGUUCAUAAUGACCAUUGUGGUGACCAAUGUUGUCUGGUUUGGUGUUUAUAAUCUCCAGAAACAAGCACACCAAGAAGAACAACCUAUCAACGGACGCCUUCUACGGGUUCCAUACAGAUUCACUACGCCAUACGUCGAUGCCCCUCUCAAAGAGCAAAACAAGCUUUGGGCCGAUAUGUUCCCACCCGGCUUGGGAGCGAUCAAGGUAGAGCAUGAAUGGGCUGCUAAGCACAAUCUCCCCGUUCCUCAAGGAAACGCCUCGGAUGGAUUAGCUAUCUAUACUGUAGCAGCUUUCCACCAACUUCACUGCUUGACCGUCAUCCGCACAAGCAUCUACCAGUACCAUAGCGGACGGGAGCAAAAAGAUCCCUGGACCCAUAUUACACAUUGCCUCGACACUCUCCGACAAGAGAUACAGUGCUCGGCAGACCCAACAAUCGGUGGUAUGAGCAGAGUUCACGAGUGCCGAGACUUUGAGGCUCUUAAAGCCUGGACUACCAAGCAUGCGUAUACGGAGUUUUUGGAUGAACUUCAGUAA